Messenger RNA from Knipowitschia caucasica, 1059 nucleotides. NCBI's taxonomy places the organism in Eukaryota, Metazoa, Chordata, Actinopteri, Gobiiformes, Gobiidae. The record is from the annotation of a GenBank genome assembly.
AUGUCGUUCACUACGGCCACAGCGGGAGCAGACAACAACUCCACCAGUGCCAUGUCGUCUGUGUGGCAGCAGGAGGCGUCUGCGUACUCUCCUUGUUUGGAGAUAGACUCCAGCUCUGUGAGGUCCAAAGGAAAGCAAAGCUCCACGUCAUGGAUGAAACAGGAACCGGACGAUUUUCGUAUAAUCAAAUUUGAGAACUUCCAGAUGGGAUCUUCUGAUGUGGUCCAGGACAACACCCCCAGCAGCGCCAUGUCAAAUACGUCCAUGACAGAGGGACUGCCCCCACGGGUGCUGCUGACCAUGACCAAGCUCCAGUGCAUGUUGGAGAGCAAACAGGAGCGCAUCAUUGCUCUGGAGAGGCAGGUGGAGGACCUCAUGCAGGACCGACAGUUCCUCAGGAGCCAGAUUGAGAACCUCACCAGUAACCUGUCCUUACAGACCUUCACAGCUCAUACUUCAAUGGCCGAAGUUCCCAAACCAAGCAAAACCCAUAGUUCUGAAACAAAGUCGCGUAAAAAAGAGCGAGGCUUUUCCAGUUCCUCGUCCAACAGCGACAGUGACGGUGACGACUCUGAGGUCUCUGAGGUAUCGGGCGCCUCCACGGAGCAGAGGAAGAGGAAGCAUCACAAAGACAAGAAAAGAUCCAAAAAGACCAAAGACUACAGUCGCAAAAGAGCCACUGGAAUCCAGUACGUCAUCCACCGCUACAAACAAGUGCUGACCGCCUUCAACAAGAGGAAGAACAUGAGUGAAGCCUUCCGCCAUUAUGGGAUCGACAGGAACACGAUUGCAAACACAGCGUCUAUCGCAGAAGUGGAACUGGCUGGGAAAGACUUGGUUCGCUUGGUGGGCUCGUUCCGCCAAGGAGAGGAGACUCUGGUGGCCUACGCCCAGAAGUGCACCAUGAUCAUCGACAGUGAUCCAGACCUGGCCAGAAAGAUCGACCAGAUGAAAGCCAACGGGGAGCUGCUGCCCAUCGCAGGAAAAAGAUCAAGGAUGAUGAUGCAUGGGCUUCUGCCGCCACUAGGUGGUGCUGGUGAUGCUAUUCUAAUAGGCUGA